Molecule: messenger RNA, 2288 nt
Organism: Humulus lupulus (European hop)
Lineage: Eukaryota; Viridiplantae; Streptophyta; Magnoliopsida; Rosales; Cannabaceae
Product: UDP-sugar pyrophosphorylase
Exons: 17
Coding region: 172-2055 (627 amino acids)
Biological process (GO): UDP-N-acetylglucosamine biosynthetic process
Molecular function (GO): UDP-N-acetylglucosamine diphosphorylase activity
Source: RefSeq, a predicted model, not a curated record
GAGUGAGAGUGAGAGUGAGACUGAGAACUGAGAGAAGGUCCGAAAAUAACGAACGGGCUUUGCUUGUGUAGCAGCAAAGGCACUUAGUUUUGCAUAAUCAAAUCAAAUCAUUCCUUUCCCACCAUCUCCCUAAACUUUCGUCCACCCAGAUCUUCAUCUAUCUAUCUAUCUAUGGCUUCCACCCUCCAAUCCACAGCUCACGGACUCUCCAACCUCUAUAUCACUUGUGGCGAUUUCGCAUCUUCUGUGCCCAAUCUUCAGAAGAAUCUCCACCUUCUUUCUCCUCACCAGGUUGAGAUUGCCAAGACGUUGUUGGAGUUGGGACAGACUCAUUUGUUCGAGCAUUGGGCGGAACCAGGGGUUGAUGACGAUGAAAAGAUAAAUUUCUUUGAUCAGGUGAGUCUGCUUAAUGCAAACUACCCUGGUGGUUUGGAAUCAUAUAUUAAAACUGCUAGAGAACUCUUAGCAGAUUCAAAGGCUGGGAAGAACCCAUUCGAUGGAUUCACACCUUCGGUUCCUGAAGGUGAUAUCUUAACUUUUGGUGAUGAUAACUUCAUCAAAUUCGAGGAAACAGGCAUUAGGGAAGUUCAGAGAGCUGCAUUUGUUCUUGUUGCUGGUGGUCUUGGGGAACGUUUAGGCUACAAUGGAAUUAAGGUGGCUCUUCCAAGAGAGACUACGACAGGAACUUGCUUUUUACAACAUUACAUUGAAUCUGUUUUGGCUCUCCAAGAAGCUAGCUAUAGCCUCACGCAAGGUGAAGGUAAAAAAAAAAUUCCUUUUGUAAUAAUGACAUCAGAUGACACACAUUCUCGCACUCUGCACCUUUUAGAAUCAAAUUCUUAUUUUGGGAUGGAACCUACGCAAGUAAAGCUUCUGAAGCAGGAAAAAGUUGCAUGCUUAGAUGAUAAUGAAGCCAGGCUUGCAGUGGAUCCACAUAACAAGUACAGGAUUCAGACUAAACCUCAUGGUCAUGGCGAUGUGCAUUCCCUUCUGUUUUCUAGUGGCCUACUAAAUGUUUGGCAUGAUGCUGGUUUGAGAUGGGUUCUAUUUUUUCAAGAUACAAAUGGACUUCUUUUCAAUGCAAUUCCAGCAGCAAUAGGUGUCAGUGCUACCAGACAGUAUCAUGUUAACUCCCUCACUGUUCCUCGCAAAGCAAAAGAAGCCAUAGGCGGGAUUACCCGACUUACUCAUGUUGAUGGGAGGACAAUGGUCAUAAAUGUGGAAUACAACCAGCUUGAUCCUCUGCUUAGAGCCACUGGACAUCCUGAUGGAGAUGUGAACUGUGAGACUGGCUAUUCUCCUUACCCAGGAAAUAUAAACCAAUUGAUAUUGGAACUUGGCCCCUACAUCGAGGAGCUCACAAAAACCAAAGGUGGAAUAAAGGAGUUUGUAAACCCAAAGUACAAAGAUGCCAGCAAAACUUCAUUUAAAUCUUCAACACGGCUGGAGUGCAUGAUGCAGGAUUAUCCAAAAACCCUGCCUCCAACAGCUAGGGUUGGAUUUACGGUAAUGGAUGCAUGGUUUGCGUAUGCACCUGUGAAGAACAACCCCGAGGAUGCUGCUAAGGUACCAAAGGGAAAUCCAUAUCAUAGUGCCACUUCCGGAGAAAUGGCCAUCUAUCGUGCUAAUAGUCUAAUCCUUAAAAAGGCCGGUGUUCGUAUAGCUGAUCCGGUACCAGAGGUCUUUAAUGGACAAGAAGUUGAAGUGUGGUCUCGUAUCACAUGGAAGCCUCAAUGGGGUCUCACGUUUUCUGAUAUCAAAAAGAAAGUUAGUGGUAGUUGCUCAAUUUCUCAAAGGUCUACUAUGAUUCUUAAGGGCCGCAAUGUAUUUGUGGAAGAUCUAUCCCUAGAUGGCGCUCUUGUCAUUGAUGUCGUUGAAGAUGUAGAGGUAAAAGUAGGAGGUUCGGUACAAAACAAGGGUUGGACCUUUGAAAAGGUAGAUCAUAAAGAUACUUCAGUAGCUGAGGAAUUAAGAAUAAGAGGUUUCAGAAUCAAAAGAGUCGAGCAGCUGGAAAAGAAUUACAGUGAGCCUGGCAUGUUCAUCUUGAAUCCUUGAAGUUUGAAUAUCGACUCAAUGAGUUAAUAUUCUAAUGCUCAUUCAUUUUCACUUUGUAACUUUUUCUCCAGAGCUAAGUUGGCCUGAGAAAAUUACUACAGGAUUUUAAUAACAAGUCUUUUCGUAUCCACUGUUUAUGUAAUAAUACGCAAUAUGCUUCAUGCGUGAAUUUUGUCUCUACUAUGACAAAUAAUUUCAAAUGGGAAAUUUGAUAAACUAUGCUUUAAGUGGCA